AUCAACAACCGCAUGAUGGUUUCCUAGCAGUUACCAUGAAGAAAAUCUAGGUUCACUGCUCCUUGUUGACUCCACUGUACCUGUACGCGACGCGUUUGGCAGGGUCUUUCUUCGAAUCCAACAACUUCCUCCCCAGUCCGCCUCCCUCUCUCGCACUCUUUAUUUUCAGACCAAAUUACAAACCUUAUUUUUAUCUUUCGUCUUUCUCUUCCUCUCUACUUUCUUCCACCUUUUCCCUGUCCUCUCUCUCUCCUUCUCCCUACAGAAAAGCCUUGGCGACCCGGAUCGGCGACUCGGGAAUUUCUCAAGCCCGUGGUGAAUUUCGUUAUCUAAAGGAAAUUGUGAAGAAUAUUUUUUGUUUCAUUUCCCAUGUAAAAGGCUGCAGGUGCUUUCCCCGCGUCAUUGGUCUAUUCCUUCCAAGUAAGAUAUCAUAUUGGCAUGGCUGCUGCAUUGGUGGGUGGAGCUUUUCUCUCUGCUUCUCUUCAGACGUUAUUUGGUCUGUUGGCCUCUCGUGAAGUUGUGGAGUUCUUGCGUGGAAAGAAACUUGACAGCAGACUUCUGAGCAAGCUGAAGGUCACUUUGCUUUCUGUCAAUUCUGUGCUCAGCUAUGCCAAAGACAAGCAGAUUAUUGACUCAGCGGUGGAAGAGUGGCUUGAUGAGCUUAGAGAUGCUGUCCAUGAUGCGGAGGACAUGUUGGAUGAGACUAACACUGAUGCUUUGCAGAAAAAGAUGGAAGCCGAAGCUGAAAGCAGCAGUGAAAGUUUGGUACGACACUUCAGCUGUAUUUCAUUGAAUGCAUUUGACAAUGAAUUAGAACCCAAGAUACGGGUGAUUCUUGAAAGAUUAGAUUUUAUAGUGAGUAGCAAGUCUGUUCUUGGCUUGAAAGAAGGUAUGACGGAUGGUGCGUCGAGAAGAUCACCAACAACAUCUUUGGUGGAAGAGUCUGUUUAUGGCCGGGAUGAGGACAAAGAGGCCAUUAUUAGAUUGUUGCUAUCGGAUGGUGAUGUUUGUAGAAAUGAGAUCUGUGUGAUUCCGGUGGUGGGCAUGGGAGGCAUUGGGAAGACCACUCUUGCUCAGCUCGUAUAUAAUGAUGUCAGAGUGCAGGAAUACUUUGACCUCAGGGCGUGGGUUUGCGUGUCAAAAGAGUUUGAUGUCGUGAGUAUAACAAAAACAAUUUCUGAGACAUUCACUUCAGUGGAUUGUGGCAUUAAUGAUCUGAAUUUGCUUCAAGUUAAACUGAAAGAUCAAUUGAUGGCCAAGAAAUUUCUGAUUGUUCUAGAUGAUGUUUGGAAUGAGGACUACCUUGAUUGGGCCGAGUUAAGGAAGCCUUUCAUGAAUGGGGUGAAUGGAAGUAAGGUGAUUGUCACAACACGUAGCGAAAAUGUUGCAUCGAUCAUGGGUACUAUUCCAGCUCAUUCUCUAAAGCAAUUAAGUGAUCAAGAUUGCUGGUUGUUGUUUGCAAAGCAUGCCUUCAGCAAUCCAGAGUCAAGAGAGCAACCAUACUUUCAAGUGAUGGGUAGAGAAAUUGUGAAAAAGUGCAAAGGGCUUGCUUUGGCUGCAAAAGUGCUUGGGGGGCUUCUACGAUCAAAACAAGAUCCUGAGGAUUGGAAUAAUAUACUUACUAGUGAGAUCUGGGAUUUGUCAGAUGACACACGUAACAUUCUUCCGGCUCUAGGAUUGAGCUACGAUUAUCUCCCAUUACAUCUGAAGCAAUGCUUUUCUUAUUGUUCAAUAUUCCCCAAAGGUUAUAAAUUCAGAAGAGAUGAAGUGGUCUUACUGUGGAUGGCAGCAGAUCUUUUACCACCCCCAAAAGGAAAGAAGAGGAUGGAACAUGUGGGAGAAGAGUGUUUUCAUGAUCUAGUUUCAAGGUCACUUUUUCAACAAUCUAGUGUCGACAAAUCACUUUUUGUUAUGCAUGACCUUGUUAAUGAUCUGGCAAAGUGUGUGUCCGGAAAGUUUUGUCUAAGGAUGGAUGAUGUUGAAUCAGAUUCUCCAAUCAGCAAGGACUCGUCAUUUGACAUUUUCUAGAACAAUGCAUGAUGAGAAGUUUAAGAUGUUAUAUGAUGCGAAGCGAUUGCGCACUUUCCUCCCCCUAACAUGUCAAUCACUGCAUGGACAAUUCCAUUUGUCUGCCAAGGUAACAAAUGACCUGUUACCAAGGCUACCAUGCUUGCGAGCC
Messenger RNA from Pyrus x bretschneideri (Chinese white pear), 2179 nucleotides. Its product is annotated as putative disease resistance RPP13-like protein 1. Bases 439 to 2028 code for a protein of 529 amino acids. NCBI's taxonomy places the organism in Eukaryota, Viridiplantae, Streptophyta, Magnoliopsida, Rosales, Rosaceae. Gene Ontology annotation, biological process: defense response to other organism. Gene Ontology annotation, molecular function: ADP binding. The record is from RefSeq and is a predicted model, not a curated record. The transcript is spliced from 3 exons.